Messenger RNA from Triplophysa dalaica, 1515 nucleotides. RefSeq names its product family with sequence similarity 185 member A (gene fam185a). Bases 116 to 1252 code for a protein of 378 amino acids. NCBI's taxonomy places the organism in Eukaryota, Metazoa, Chordata, Actinopteri, Cypriniformes, Nemacheilidae. The record is from RefSeq and is a predicted model, not a curated record. The transcript has 8 exons.
CGUGCGUGACCUCGUGAUAUAAACAUUUCUCAAGAGCGUUGUACUUGUCGCUGAAAGCUACUGUUUAAGAUUAAUUUCUACUGAGUUAAGUAAGUUUUAGCACACAACUUUAAUCAUGUUAAUUUGUGCCAUUCAGCACCGGUUACGUCACUGUGUUCGAAUGGGCUCAGCGCAGAGAUGUUCACGACAUUUCAAGAGGGCUUUGACGUCUCCAGCUUUCCGCUUGUUUUCAUACUCUCCCUCAGUGAAUACACCUGUUAAGCAAUGGGAUUUAUCAGUUAAUCCUUUCACGAAGAUCAAAUGUCAUUUAGGUUGUAACAUAUCUAUUAAACCACUGGAUCCGCAUGUCUUUCCUGAGGCGGAUCGGGCAUUUAUUGACGUGCGCGCGACAAACCGGGAUCUCGAUCUGGACACAUUUCAUGUUCAUUAUGAUCCUCGAAGCAAUGAACUUCAGAUUGUAUCUCAUGAUGAGAAUAACAGUGACGUCUCUGUUGAACUGACAGCGCCUAUUAAAUGCGAUCUCCAUAUCAAAACAAAGAACAAGGGCAAUGUGAAGAUUCAAAGGAUGGAGAGUGACCUCUGUCACUUGCACACAGAGAAAGGACACUGCAUACUACAAGCUGUUAAGGGCCAUGAAAUUCUGGUUCACUCCACCGGAGGAAAUGUUACCGGAUUAAACACCAUACAUGGGAAUGUAGAAAUCAGAGCAGCUGGAGACAGUAAUGUUGAUAUUAUGAAAAUCCAGGGAACUACUAUGAAUCUAUCUACUGUACAUGGGAUGCUGAAGGUGAAGGCCAUCUAUGCUGAAUCCACAACAGUGUCCACAUCUUCUGGGAAUGUCCAGAUUGGACAUAUACAUGGUGAAGCUGAUAUACAGAGUGAAACGGGAAACGUUGUUAUUGACAGUUCGAGUGGAUCUUUGAAGGUGCUUACUGCUGCUGGAAACAUUGAUGCUUAUGUAGGCCAUGAUGGCACAGCAGAACUUCACGCUUACCAAGGUACUGUGAGUGUGCGUGUGCCCUCCACUAUAAAGACCGGAGUACAGUUGUGCGGAACCUCUGUUGACAUUAGUUCAGAGAUUGCAUGUCAAGAAACUGAACACACUUCAUCCGAUGGCAAGGCAGCAGUGACUGCUCAUAUGAAUGGUGACAUGUAUGAAGAACGAUGGAUUAAAGCCACUGCCGAUAAAGGUCCCGUCAGCCUGAAAAGCCAGAGCUGGUUUGAGACCCUCAGACUUGGAGCUGAGAACUAAAACAUGUACAGAAUUGCCUGAAACCAGCUUUAGCACUAAUAACUAAUUUAAGUUAAGAGGAUUCAUACUGAUGCUUAUAUCUGUCCACUGUGUAUUUAUUAAACAGAUAUAUUUACAGACCAAAUACAAGAAACAGUUGAAGUUUACUUUCUUUUAGUCAGAAUAUAAAGGACUCUUUGUUUACAUCGAACCACAUAUAAGAUGUUUGUGAGUGUUUCAAACCUUUUCUUUGCAAGGUUCUAUUAAAUAGAACUUAAAUUAUA